UGUGGAGCAAUGAUUAAUGAGUCGCAUUGCAGUAAUUUGUGCGAAUCUGAAAAAAUAUAUAAAAGAGCUGCAUUCGAUAUGCAACGACAUCAGUUCACUUUUGUCUUACCUCAAGUUCGUGCUUCUAAUACAAACAAAAACAACAAAAAUGUUCAAAUUGUUCGUGGCGAUAUCAACACUUUGCGCUUUGGCUGCAGCUCGUCCUGGAUACCUGCAUGGCGCACCUCUGCAUGCUCCUCUAUUAAGCUACGCUCCAGUGGUGCAUCCAGCUCCCAUCAUCAAGGUUCUUCCGCCAGCCAUCUCGCACUCGAGCUCAACAAUUGUCCAUGGCCAUCCAACUAUUAUUCACGCACCAGUUAUUCCAGCUGUGAAAACUAUCAUUGCUCCAGCUUAUCAUCCAGCUCCAUUGUUGAGCCCAUAUCAUGGUCUGCAUUUGGGACCACAUUAUCAUUAAAUUGAGUAGUGUUUCAAUGUGAGUGAGCGAGAGAUGAGGAAAGGUGUGAGGAAUAAAGAAGAAUAUCGAAAGGGAGAUUUUGAGCUUGGCAAAGAGGAAAGGGAUCAAUUUAUUAUAAAUUUUUUGUACAGUUUCUUAUUUGAAAAAUUUGUUUUUAUAAUUUUUUUGUAUAUUUUAUUUUUUUGUUGUUCUAUUAAAAAUGUGUUUUUCCAAAGUGAAUAAUA
Molecule: messenger RNA, 678 nt
Organism: Episyrphus balteatus (marmalade hoverfly)
Lineage: Eukaryota; Metazoa; Arthropoda; Insecta; Diptera; Syrphidae
Exons: 2
Coding region: 17-454 (145 amino acids)
Source: RefSeq, a predicted model, not a curated record